ACUUGGCAGCAGCUCUGGUGGCCGCAGGGGACAUGGAGGGAGCAGUGCAGGCUUAUGUGUCUGCAUUACAGUAUAACCCUGAUCUUUAUUGUGUGCGUAGUGACCUCGGCAACUUGCUCAAAGCCCUUGGGCGUUUGGAAGAGGCCAAGGUAUGUUACAGCGGGUUGGCAUUUGUAUAGAUGUGUCGUUUGUGUUUUUCUCGUAGAUUUUUUUUUUUAUUUUUUUUUUUAUUCCUUCCUUACAUUUUUAGUUUGUAGUGUAUCCCACUAAGGCCAUAGAUGUUGUCCCUUUUUUCCUUUUGACAUUUUUAAGCCACAUGGAGUCCUUUCCCUUCAACCCCCUUGGCAAAAUGAAGGACAGAAUAUGGUAGCUUUUUCUCAUUUCUCAGAGUUAGUGAGAUUCCACCCCUAACCUAACCAUUGGAAAUAUUGGACCUGCACCAGUCAAAACCUAUAUGAGGCAACCAACUUUUCUGUAUAUUUUUUUUUUUUUUUUUUUUUUUUUUUUAUAAAUCAUAGUACACACACUUUCUGUUGACUACUUUUUAGACAGCGUCAUGCAUUUUGUUUUUUCAGUAAAUUUUUUCGGUAUAACAUUUGUCCCCUCUGUAUCACUUUUAGCCCCAAUGUCCUUUGCUUUACCCCGACCUUUUAUAAGAGGUCAGUCCCUCCCCUUUCAGGAAGAAAGGCUGGAGUAUAUAAAUUGACACAGUGGAUCUAUAUUGUAAUUUUUUAACCUUGGCCCAUGCAUUUUCAUGUAGUUGAUUUUGGAGGGAAAAUGCUGGCUCGGUCUUUGAAGAAUACAUGAACUGAUAAGAAGCUAGUUUAACUUUGCAGUGCAAAAGAUAAGAUGGUUUCUAACCUAACACUAUACUCCAGUACUGUCUAUCAAGUGCCCAAUGACUAAUGUUUGGUCUCAGUUUGCUGUCAGUUGCUGACAGUGUGGGUUGUUUCCGCCCCUCCCCUCCCCUUCCCCAUUCAAGUGUUACACUUGUAUUUGUCACUUUAAAACUUGUUUGUAUUACAGGGGGCUCCCUGGGUUGGGUCAAAUCUUGAGAUGUGGAGUUGUCCCACUGGUUACAGGCCAUCUUAUUUCGUGCUAGAGGGGGGUAAAGGAGUGGGGAGGAGCUUCAGGGAGUCACAAGCUCCCCUGCUCUGUCGCUCCACCCCCCGCGCGCUCGCUGAGGAUUGGUGGAGUGCGCGCUUAGAGCUGUCUUCCUGACCCUUUAGCUAUGCCCUAACGAUGCUCAUGCAAACCUGCAUUAGCAUUUGUUUUUCCUUUUUAUCUGUGGUUGAUGAUGAAAAUUUUACCAAGCUGGUUAUCUCUUCUGAUAUCCACUGCUAUUGAAUACCAUGUUAAAGUGCUGGUUUAUGAAAGCUAAUUUUCAAAUGCCAUAUAAUGGUCUAAGCAGCGUCAGGCAGACAGCUCACAAUUUGUACUUCACCGCCCGCGUCAGAUGCUGGGUUAGAAAGACAGAAGCACGCGCAGCAACAGCGAUGACUUCUUUAUUUCAGAACUGUGGAGGCUUCUAGAUACAAAUAAUUAAACCACAGACUUUUCUCCCUACCCCAUUGGCCAGGAUUCAAGAAAGCAUGCCAGGAUAAAGAAAUCAAAGUUUUAAAAAUCUUUCAUGCAAAUGCUAAAAGAACAAACUAAAAGCAAUGAUUAAUACUUUUUCCCUUUUCCUUCAAAUAUGUAAUAUUAUUCCCAGAGAAAUGGGAUCAGUUCAUUUGGGCAAGAUCAAGCCAGUAACUGCCCUCCUGUAGUUUGACUUGCAAACUGAAUUGAUGGAAAGCUGGAAGCCUGACUAUUUAAUUGAUAAACUGAUCAAAUCAAAGCCUUUCUUCCCUCCCUGUUACCCUUAAGGCAUACCUUUUUGUUUUCUUUGAAAUGAAACAUUCAUUGCAUGAAUGAAAACUAAGAAUAGUCUGUUUUUGUUUGUUGUGAUUUGGAAGAACCUGUUUUAUUUCCAUAUUUAAAAAAAGAAUGUAUUGUUUGAGAACUUUUACUAACGAUCUUGUUUUCUGAUUUUGUCUCUUUUGGUUUUUCCACAACUGAUAUUGUUAUUUAGAAGGUUUCAGGUGGGUGACACUAUUCCUGCGUAGGUGCCUGGCGGAAAGGAACACUAGGGCAGCCUCAGUCCUCUCCUCUUCUUCCAGCCAGCUGCGGCCACCACUCUGACAAAGUCCAAAAAUAUGGCUUGUUACCUGAAAGCCAUUGAGACUCAGCCCAACUUUGCUGUGGCUUGGAGCAACUUGGGCUGUGUGUUCAACGCCCAGGGAGAGAUAUGGCUGGCCAUACACCAUUUUGAAAAGGCAGUGACUCUGGACCCAAAUUUCCUUGAUGCUUACAUCAAUUUAGGAAACGUUUUGAAGGAGGCCAGAAUCUUUGACAGAGCUGUGGCUGGAUACCUGAGAGCCUUAAGUCUCAGCCCCAACCAUGCGGUUGUCCAUGGAAACCUGGCCUGUGUGUACUACGAGCAAGGUCUUAUUGACCUGGCUAUCGACACCUACCGUCGUGCUAUUGAAUUGCAGCCCCACUUCCCAGACGCCUACUGUAAUUUGGCAAAUGCCCUGAAGGAGAAAGGCAAUGUAAGACAGUACUUAAUCUGUCCCCUGUCUGGACCAUCUUAUGUGUCUGAAGCAGAAGAGUGCUACAACACAGCCUUGCGUCUGUGUCCCACCCAUGCUGACUCCCUAAACAACCUGGCCAAUAUCAAGCGUGAGCAGGGCAACAUUGAGGAGGCGGUUCAGCUCUACAGGAAAGCCCUAGAGGUGUUCCCUGAGUUUGCAGCAGCCCACUCUAACCUUGCCAGUGUCCUGCAGCAGCAGGGAAAACUCCAGGAAGCCCUCAUGCACUACAAGGAGGCCAUCAGAAUCAGCCCCACAUUUGCUGAUGCUUACUCAAACAUGGGUAAUACACUGAAGGAAAUGCAAGAUGUACAAGGAGCACUUCAAUGCUACACUCGUGCCAUCCAGAUUAACCCUGCCUUUGCUGAUGCUCACAGCAAUUUGGCCUCUAUCCACAAGGAUUCCGGAAACAUCCCAGAGGCCAUUGCAUCCUACCGCACAGCCUUGAAACUCAAGCCAGACUUCCCUGAUGCUUACUGCAACUUGGCACAUUGCCUGCAGAUUGUGUGUGACUGGACAGAUUAUGACGAGCGGAUGAAGAAGCUUGUGAGCAUCGUGGCUGACCAGCUGGAUAAGAACCGCUUGCCUUCAGUGCACCCACACCACAGCAUGCUGUACCCUCUCUCUCACGGCUUCCGCAAGGCCAUUGCUGAGCGCCACGGAAACCUUUGCCUGGACAAGGUACACGCACUGAUCAAAAUCAAUGCACUGCACAAACCUGCUUAUGAGCAUCCGAAGGAUCUGAAGACCAGCAGUGGACGUCUGCGUGUUGGCUAUGUCAGCUCGGACUUUGGCAACCACCCAACUUCACACCUGAUGCAGUCCAUUCCUGGAAUGCACAAUCCUGAGAAAUUUGAGGUGUUCUGCUACGCGCUCAGCCCUGAUGAUAGUACCAACUUCCGUGUGAAAGUGGUAGCAGAGGCUCAUCAUUUCACAGACCUCUCUCAGAUCCCUUGCAAUGGCAAGGCAGCUGAUCGUAUUCACCAGGAUGGAAUCCACAUUCUGGUCAACAUGAACGGAUACACCAAAGGAGCCCGAAAUGAGCUGUUUGCCCUCCGCCCUGCCCCCAUUCAGGCUAUGUGGCUGGGAUACCCAGGAACCAGUGGGGCUCCCUUCAUGGACUACAUCAUCAGUGACAAGGAGACGUCACCUUUGGAGGUAGCUGAGCAGUAUUCUGAGAAACUCGCCUACAUGCCCAAUACUUUCUUCAUUGGAGACCAUGCCAACAUGUUCCCUCACCUCAAGAAAAAGGCAGUGAUUGAUUUCAAGUCUAAUGGACACAUCUUUGACAACCGCAUUGUUCUUAAUGGUAUUGAUCUGAAGGCCUUCUUGGACAGUCUGCCAGAUGUCAAAGUGAUAAAGAUGAAGUGUGACAACAACCAGGAAUCUGCCGGGGACACAAAUGGAGCUCUGUCCAUGCCUGUAAUUCCCAUGAACACCGCAGCUGAAGCAAUCAUCAACAUGAUCAAUCAAGGCCAAAUCCAAGUCACAAUCAAUGGCUUCACUGUCAGCAAUGGCCUGGCCACCACACAGAUCAAUAACAAAGCUGCCACUGGGGAGGAGGUGCCACGCACGAUCGUUGUGACAACCCGCUCCCAGUAUGGCCUUCCAGAAGACUCCAUUGUCUAUUGCAACUUCAACCAGCUCUACAAGAUUGACCCCCCCACUCUUCAAAUGUGGGCCAAUAUCCUGAAGCGUGUGCCCAACAGUGUGUUGUGGCUUCUUCGCUUCCCUGCUGUGGGCGAACCCAACAUCCAGCAGUACGCUCAGAACAUGGGUCUGCCUGGCUCGCGCAUCAUCUUCUCUCCUGUGGCACCCAAGGAGGAGCAUGUGAGAAGGGGCCAGCUAGCUGAUGUGUGCUUAGACACUCCACUGUGCAAUGGUCACACCACAGGCAUGGAUGUUCUCUGGGCUGGAACACCCAUGGUCACCAUGCCAGGUGAAACCCUUGCCUCUCGUGUGGCUGCUUCACAACUCAACUGUCUGGGCUGCCCUGAGCUAAUAGCCCAGAGUCGCCAGGACUAUGAGGAUAUAGCAGUCAAACUGGGUUCUGACAUGGAAUACCUGAAAAUGGUCAGAGCACGUGUUUGGAAGCAGCGAAUCUGCAGCCCUCUUUUCAACACCAAGCAGUACACAAUAGACCUGGAGAGGCUGUAUCUGCAGAUGUGGGAGCACCAUAGCAAUGGCGGCAAGCCAGAACACCUGGUGAAAUUCCAAACAGUAGAGACCAGUGAGAAUGCCUGAACUGGAAGCACGCCGAUUUCUUUUCCCUUAUUCCCCAGCCAUGUUCAGCCUCCUCCCCACCAUCUUUUUUUCAGCACCCUAGUGUGAAUGGUCAGUUUCCACUCCAGUCCCUCUCCCGGAAUGAUUGUCUCCAUCUCUCUCAUUUGCUAUUAAUGGGACUCUUAAUUGUGAAGGAGCCUACAGAUGUACACAUUUGCGCCGCCGCCGCCGCCCCCCCAUCACAUUUGUCACACAUCUGCAUUUCCUGAGCCAGAUAGCGCCUGAGACUUUCAGGCACCUUGUCUGAGACUCCUGUCCUAAACAAAGUAUAUUUGGUCAGCAUGAGAGGAUUGUGAAUGCCCUGCUACACCCUUCAGUACUUGGAUCAGUGGAUUUUGUUUCUCCUGUCAGUGUGCAUACAGGACUAAUUGCAGCUUGUGGAGAGAAUGCCCAGCCAUCAUUACUUGUUGAUCUAUUUAUAAAUGGAUAAAGAGUGUUGUGUGUUUUAAAAGGACAAUGUUGCACCAUGAAAAUUGUGACUCUGACAGAAGUUUCAUCAGCUUUAACAUGCAAUUGUAAAACUUAGAUUGCAAGUGCUCUUUAGUUUGUCUUAAGCUGUUAUUAAAUGACUGCAAUUAGUAGAUGUGCAAGUUUUGAGGAAUAUGGUCUAGAUAAAGACUUUUUCCCCUCACCUAAUGCCAACUUUUACUAAUUUUGUUGUCAAUCAAGAAAUAUGUUCAGUAGCUAUUGUCCUGUUUGAUGUCACACUCUGCUCUGUAAAAUGAUCAGGCAAAGCUGGACAGAGGAGUCAUUGAAAGGGCCUAAAUUUCAGUUCAGAGGUCAGAGCUGUUCACAAAUUGAUCUUGUUUUUUUUAAAUCACACAAGGAACGGCCUAGGUAAGUAUUUUCUAAGCAGUUUUUGUUUUUGUAUUGUCCAUUAACUGUAUGCUGUCAAUGAUGCCACAAGGCUCUAAAUAUAAUAAAAAAAUAAAGAGAUGGCAAAACUA
Messenger RNA from Seriola aureovittata, 5860 nucleotides. RefSeq names its product O-linked N-acetylglucosamine (GlcNAc) transferase, tandem duplicate 1 (gene ogt.1). Gene Ontology annotation, molecular function: protein binding; protein N-acetylglucosaminyltransferase activity. The record is from RefSeq and is a predicted model, not a curated record. The coding region runs from base 2196 to 4874 and encodes 892 amino acids. The transcript is spliced from 20 exons. NCBI's taxonomy places the organism in Eukaryota, Metazoa, Chordata, Actinopteri, Carangiformes, Carangidae. Gene Ontology annotation, biological process: protein O-linked glycosylation.